AUUAUCUCAUUUUAUUGAUGACUCACUUUUACAGGAGUUAAAUGUCGUGUUUUUAAAAAAAGAAAUAGUUCAAUAUUACCAUAACACGCAACAGUGUUGAUUAUUAAUGAUGUAUUUAGUUUCAUUUUCGAUAAACACUUUUAACAUUACUAAUGCACACGUAAAGAGAAUUUGAAACAGUUAUACAUUGUUUACUACGUUACAACAAAAUAAGUGGCCCAUUAAGGGAUGCUUAACACCGGAUAUAGUUGAAAUAACUUCUACAUAUUAAAUAAUCAUUUUACUGGAAAACUGCAAAACAAAAAUGGCUUCCAGAGUGCAGAUGAUGAAAAAAGCUUUCAUGAAUGGUGAUAUUAAGAAAGAUUCUUUUAGUGGUGUUAAUAAAACGCAAAAUAAGGAACCGAGUAACAUAUCGGCACGUUGGAAUGUGAAAAAAGAAUCAUCGCCAUCAAGUUCAACUUCCAACGCGGGGAGCACAACCCCGAAAAUGGGACGUACGAACGCUAAAAAAGAAAUAUACCAACAUAGUGAGUUAAAGGACAAAUCGGGGCAAUCCCCACAGGUGACGCGACGAAUACACGAUAAUACGGCACUGUCAUCUGGUGAUUCGAAUAGAACAGAUGCUACGUUUACAAGUAAAGCAACCUUGGGAAAUAUAGGUGUAAAUUCAAGGACAACUAGAAGUCCUGUACGAACAUGCAUACAAUCGAGUGAAUCAGCACGUGAUAGAAACAUACAUACAAAUAUUGCAGUAAAUGACACACACGAAGUAAACAAAAUAAAUACGGACGAUGUAAAGCCAGAAACGAAUAAGAUGGAUAAGGACCUUUCUUGUGACUCCCCAAAAUUAGGGGCUAAAAAGGAUGGAAAGGCAACAAGGUUUGCAAUGCGGAAACAGAAACGUGCUAAACGCCAUAGAUCUGAUGGGUAUAUGCUUGCUCUCGAAAUGGCUGCCAAUUCGUCUGAAGAUGAAGGGUUCCAAAAUGAUCCUUCUCUUGGCGACGCUAUAAACUUUCUACAGUGGAUUAGAAAUCCGACUUUACAAAAUCUCGCAAAACUUCGGAGAGCUAUAAAAACAAAUGACAAAGACUGGAUGAAAGAGUUUCUGGAGUUUGACGGCUUGGGGCUACUGUUUCAGUGCCUAAAGGACCUAAGUGCCAUUCAAGGAUUCCAUUUAACAGAUAUGGUUCUAAAAAUGGAAUGCAUUAUGUGUAUCCGUGAAGUGGUCAACUCUCAGACGGGGCUAGAUUGCCUUUUACAAAUAAAAGGAAGAAAGGAUAACAUAUUUGGCCGUAGAUUUGCGUCGGCACUAGAGACCAAAAACUUGAUGGUGAAGAUGCAGAUAUUUGAACUCCUCUCAGCAUUGUGUGUCUACUCCAAAGAUGGGUACUACCUGACGCUAGAUGCUCUAGAACGAUACAGGAGCUGGCAAAAACUGCAGUAUCGAAUGAGUGUGCUUCUGAAUGAAGUGAGAAAAUCAGAACUGGCCACUUACAAAACCACUAUCAUGGCACUUAUCAAUGCAAUCAUUUUCGCCAAUGAAAACAUUAGAGAUAGAGUGAGGAUCAGAAACGAAUUCCUUGCUUUGAACCUGUUGGAUACAAUCGGAAGUCUACGGUGUGAGGAUGACGAUGAUUUAACAGUUCAGUGUGAUGUGUUUGAGGAAGAGUAUAAUGCAGAUACAGAUGCACUUCAGGAGAAUAAAUCAGGGUCUGUUAAUCUAAAUGAUCCUCAGUCCGUAUUCAUGGCUGUCUAUAAGAAGGUACAAGGAACACCGUUGAAUGCCACUUUGCUCGGAAUUCUACAUUCCCUACUUCAGAUUGACUCUCACAGUACACAAAGUGAAAGUACAUGGACCGUAAUAGAAAGACUUACCCAAGAAGUACUUAACAAUGAAAACAAUAUAGACAGUGGAUCGCUGCUACUGAAGUUAAGGGAACGGGCAAAGUCAAUCAGAGACGAACACAUCCAAACAGAGAACGCUGAUAGUUCCAUUACUGGAAUUCCGAGUGUACCAAAGCCCCCACCACCUCCUCCAGUUCCAGGUGCCCCUCCACCACCACCGGUUCCAGGGCUUCCAAAUGCACCUCAACCACCCCCUCCACCACCUCCGCCUGGUGUACCAGGUGCCCCACCGCCACCACCAGUUAUCACUUUACAAGGUAUACGGCAGCCACCGCCAGCACCAGUUGUACCCGGUGCACCACCUCCUCCGGCUGCUCCCGGUGCGCCACCAUCGCCAAGACCUCCCGGUGCACCUCAACCACCUGGAUCUCUUACUCCUGCACAAACAGAUGCACCAACACCGAUCGAUACACCUAACCCUUCAAAGAAACUGAGAACACUUACCUGGAACAAAAUUCCAACUUAUGCUUUUAAGAAAGAGAGUGUUUGGAACGAAGUGCUGAAUAUGGAAGACUCAAUCGAGGUAGAUUACAGUAAAUUUGAAGAGAUGUUUUCACAGAAGGAGGAAACUGCUACGAAAACAACGCUAUCCCCUGAUGACGACAAAGGCCUUAUACGGAGAAACUCAUCACAUAGUCAAGAGGUGACACUACUGGACCCGAAGAAGAGUAUGAACUUGAAUAUAUUCCUAAAACAGUUCCGAAAACCAAAUGAAAUGAUAAUACAGUUAAUUAAAGAAGGAGAUGCUAGAGGUCUUGGUGUAGAAAAACUGAAGGGACUUGUGAAGCUUCUUCCACUUCAAGAUGAGAUUGAUAUGAUUCAAGGCUAUGAAGGUGAAGUGGACAAACUUGGAAACGCAGAAAAAUUCUUUCUACAGCUGAUAAAAUUAUCAGACUUUAAGUUAAGAAUAGAAAUGAUGCUCCUUAAAGGGGAUUUUAAUUCUCAGCUAGGAGCUAUUCGUCCAAAUGUGCAAGUGCUUACAUCUGUGUGCAGAAAGCUCAUGGACAACGAGUCGCUCAAAGUGUUUCUAAGGUUCGUGCUUCAUGCUGGAAACUUCCUCAACAAGGGAAGCAGUGCUGGUGGUGCUAUUGGGUUUCGUAUCGGUUCCCUCAAUAAACUAGUCAUGACAAAGUCAAAUACGGCGAAGAUGACUUUGUUGCAUUACCUGGUAGAAGAGGCUCAACAAAAAAACAAAGACUCUCUAAACUUUGUAGAUGAUCUCUUAGAGCCGCUGCAAAAAGCAUCGAGAUUCAGCUUGGAUGGUAUGAUGGUGGAAUUUGCAAGCUUACAAGCCAAUGUAAAUCGCCUGAAGGGAUUGCUAGAACAUGCAGACGAGGAAGUCAAAACACAGUUUAAAGGAUUUAUUUUGGUUGCAGAAAACGACAUUGGUGACACUGAAGAGGCAAUAGAACGGGUGAAUAAACUCUCCGGCAAACUAGCAAUACAUUAUUGCGAAAAUGAAAAGUCUUUCAAAAUAGAUGCAUUUUUAGAAUCAUUUAAAGAUUUUUGUGAGAAAGUUAAGACAUGCGAACAGGACUUGGAAACUUGGAGAGUCAAUGCAAUGAAAGCAGAACAGAGACGAAAAACGCAGGAGGAGAUAGCAGAAAGACGCAGAAGUGGACAUACAACACAUGGAUUGAAGCCACCUGGACCAGAAGAUAGGAAAAUCGUUGAUAAUAUUGUCAAUGAAAUAAGAAAGGGGAAGGUACUCAGGCGUCUGUCCAUGAGAAAAAAGGUCACUGACAAAGAAAUUGCCGCGGCUGGAAAUCAAACGUGACAGUAUUUUGAAAUGAAUCAUCCGGAAUAGUAAUGGAUUUUUGACUAGCAACAACAAACCAUUGACAGUUGUUGGACUCGUUUCGAUCCAUGUAGCAGUUAUCUUCAGAGCUUUAUAUAGUGCAACUGAGAACGCGCCAUUCUGUCGAAGUGCUGAAAUAUAUCCAGGUCUGAGGUAGUUUGAACUACGUUGCACGUAUUGCACUACUUCAAUGGUUUGGUAAUUAGAGCGUUAAAAUUAUCAUAAUUGCAAGAGCCCGCGUUCAGAUUACUGUAUUUUUGCGUUUGUCUUCGAUUUGUUUUUAUUAUUGUAAAACACAACCAAUAAGCGAUGUAAACAGAUCUAGACACUUUAUAGAAAAUAUACUUCUCUAUUAACUGUACAAUUUUGUAUAAAGAA
Molecule: messenger RNA, 4081 nt
Organism: Mercenaria mercenaria
Lineage: Eukaryota; Metazoa; Mollusca; Bivalvia; Venerida; Veneridae
Product: inverted formin-2-like
Exons: 13
Coding region: 305-3682 (1125 amino acids)
Biological process (GO): actin cytoskeleton organization
Molecular function (GO): actin binding; small GTPase binding
Source: RefSeq, a predicted model, not a curated record